This is a messenger RNA of Exophiala viscosa, 1489 nucleotides long. RefSeq names its product TfdA family taurine dioxygenase. NCBI's taxonomy places the organism in Eukaryota, Fungi, Ascomycota, Eurotiomycetes, Chaetothyriales, Herpotrichiellaceae. The record is from RefSeq and is a predicted model, not a curated record. Bases 242 to 1315 code for a protein of 357 amino acids. Gene Ontology annotation, molecular function: 2-oxoglutarate-dependent dioxygenase activity. The transcript is spliced from 5 exons. Gene Ontology annotation, cellular component: cytoplasm.
UGGCAGCCCCACGACAUCUCACGUUGAUGCUGUGCCGGGAGCCGACCGACGUACAUACACAGCACGAACCUCGUCGCUGACUUGCUGACUCCUCUGUCUGACUUCCUGACUCUUGGUGCCCUGAGUACACACCAAAAUUGCAAAACCAUCGCCUACUCACCCACGCUGUGAGAUCGAUAUCACGCCUCGUAGAACCAGCCGCUAUAUCUAGAUCUCGUCCUUGAGCGAAGAAAAGGGAAAAAUGGGUUCAAUGUCCACGAACCUCCGUCGCUCUCCCCUCAAAACUUCCGGCUCAAUCGAUCAUCUAGAGUACGUCGACGUAACACCCAUCAUCGGCCGCGAGUACCCGACAGCCAAAUUGAAGGAUAUUCUCGAUGCGCCAAAUUCGGAAGAUCAAUUGAGGGAUUUGGCUAUUACUAUUUGCGAGAGAGGCGUGGUGUUCUUCCGCGCGCCACAGGAUGAUUUGAGUGUUGCGGAACAGAAGACUAUUACUGAUCUUUUGGGGAAAUUGACGGGCAGGCCGAAGGAGAAUGGUCUGCAUGUGCAUCCUUUGUUCAAUGCGCCUGAUAAUAUUCCGAUGAAGGAUGGGACGAAAGAUGAGAACAUAUACGUGAUCAACACGGAGGCCAUGAAGAAGUUGUACAAGACAAUGAAAGACCGGCCGAACAGCACGGGCGAGCCGAAAGAUCUGAGCCGCGAGUGGCACAGUGACUUACUGUUUGAAGAAUGUCCCGCCGACUUCAGUUUCCUCAGAAUGCAAGACACGCCUCCGUCCGGCGGUGAUACGCUGUGGGUAUCUGGAUAUGAGUUAUACGAUCGUCUGUCUCCACCGUUUCAAGCAUUCAUGGAGACAUUGACAGCUACAUGCGCACAACCUGUCUUGAAGUCGGCGUCUGAUGCCGGAGGGUACCCAUUGACUUCGCCUCGUGGCUCACCAUUGAAUGUGGGCGACAAAUUCGCACCGGUCCACCCUGUCGUUCGCACACAUCCUGUUACCGGAUGGAAGAGUCUCUUCGCUGGUGUCGGAUUGCAUGUUUCCCGGAUCAACGAUGUCUAUGCCUACGAGGACCAAAUCAUUCGCGAUUAUGUGUUGAGGUUGAUCACUCGCAAUCACGAUUGUAUUGCCAGAAUGCAUUGGACACAGCAGGCUUGUGCGAUUUGGAGUAAUCCUUGUACUUUGCAUGCUGCGACGCCUGAUACACAUCUUGUUGACGGGAUACGAAUUGGUGUGCGUGCGUCAGGCGUUGGCGAGAAGCCGUAUCUGGAUCCGGCUUCGACGGGCCGUAGGGAGUCGCUAGGUUGGCCGAGGACUUGAGGCAAGAGUAGACUGGAGGCCAGUGGCGCUUUAGAUGAGGAUGGGAUGAGCGGGCUAGAACUGAUGCAUUGCCUAAGGGGGAAGGCUGCGGAGGUGCGGUCUCCAAUGAGAAAGGCACAACACCUUCGCCACAUAACCAGAUGUUCGCAUACUACAAGAGUGCGUAGAGGACGG